AUGAAGACUUCCAAUUCCAAAAUUCAACUUUCAUUGGCCAUCACAAUGAUGAUUCCACCAAUAGUGGUCUCCUUUACUCCUCCCACACUACGAAGCCGACAAACGAGUCUUCGAACUGAGACAAGGCUUUCUACCCCCUUCUUCGACCGGAACGAUGGCAUGGCGAAUCGCUCCGAACUCGUGGAUGCUAAAGAUUGGAUCGAUGCUGCAGUCGCGUCUACCUUGAAAUCAGGCGGAUUUGACGAGUCUUCCUUCUUGGUGGGCAUAUUGGGUGACUUGCACAUAGAUCCUCGCAAAAUGGAAGAUUAUGAAGAAGGUAAAAACGAUUGGAAACCCAUUUUUGAAGCUGCCCAGCAAGCCCAUGGUAAUACUUGCCUUGUGUCGCUGGGAGACUUGGGGGAAUCAAAAAAUUGUGACCACAACAAAGACAACCCAGCCGAGCUCUUUUCCGGUACUACUUUGUGCCACGAGAUCGCGGCCGAUUUCUUGGGCAACGUCGCAACUGGGGUACCAUAUGAAGUGAUUGGCGGCAACCACGAUCUCGAGGGAAUUGACGAAUUUGCUACUGAUGAAGAGAACUUGGAAGCUUUCAUGAAGGCCCACAACAAGCCAACUCCUCAGUUCUGUCAUCAAGUGGCUGACAAGACCUUGUUGGUCGGAUUAGGAUCCACCGUCUUUCGAGAUGCCCCUUACACUUCUCAUGAAGUGAUCAUCGAUCAAGCCCAAAUCGAUUGGUUUGAAGAUUUGCUCAAGAACCAUCCAGCCGACGACGACUGGAAGAUCUUUGUGUUUACCCAUGCUCCACCCAAUGGAUCUGGACUAAGAAUCAUUCAAGAAAACCAUGUUGUCAAUGGCUGCUGCUGGCUGAACCAUUCGGAUGAAAGUCAAUGCAGAAAGUUCAUUGAACUUGUGAGAGAACAUCGAUGCAUCAAAGCCUGGUUCUCUGGUCACUUUCACUUGGGUCAAGACUAUCAAGAUUCGAUCACAUUCCCUACGAUUCCCAUAGAAGAAGGUCCCUAUCCUCAUCGAGGAUCCUGUGUCUUUGCCCAAACCUCGGUCAUGCGUAAGGGUACAUCCCGAGACGGCCGUCAACAAUCUCGAUUGCUAAGAGGCAACAAGCAUGGGUUCGAAAUUUGUACUGUGGACCACCAGGAGGGAGGAAAGAUUCGAUUAGACGCGACCAUUACAUACUCCGAUAACAGUAAUGAAGUGGGAAUCUACAUGCAUGACGACGCAGCUUACGAGCAUGACAAUUAUUUCAAGGUGUACCAACCAACAGAAGGCGAUUUGCAGUACGUUCGUGGAGCUGAUACCGACGAACAAAGUUCCAUUACCGAUGAUGAUCCAGUCACCAUGGACACCAAGGCUUGGUGGCGGUUAUCGAACAACAGAGUCUUGGGUGUCUUAAAUGGCAUGCUGCUGGAAUAUGAUGAAUCGACCUUGGCACCCUUGGGUUUGGUCUUGACCAAAGAAGAAUUGUUAGGCAACAGCAUUACCGUGGUGGACUCUGGCAUUGAAGAUUGCUUUACUGAAUUUGACGAUGCAAGUGAGGGAAUGGAAGGAGCCGAAUGCUGCAAGGAACGAGAGCAAGCUAUUUUGGUGCAUGACUUGAAAACUAAUAAUGUUACCAUUGCUCAGCCGAAUGAGGAUGGUUCGUAUUGGCGCAAAAUUGUUCGCAACAAGAUUGCUCGUAUGGAGGAAAAGCGACGAGAACAAGCUGCAAUUCAAUACAUUCAAGAGCAAGCUGGACUGGACGAUAAAGAUGCCAAGACAUCGAUUCAAUCGACCUGGGUAAGUGGCAAUGGUUAUGAAGAUCAAUUGUGUGCUGAUGCCUUCUAUCAGAGUCUAACUUUUGUAUUCAUGAAUCAACAGGGACCAUACACGUCGACCUCUGGAAACGCGCUGUAA
Messenger RNA from Cylindrotheca closterium, 1908 nucleotides. The record is from the annotation of a GenBank genome assembly. Lineage: Eukaryota; Bacillariophyta; Bacillariophyceae; Bacillariales; Bacillariaceae.